Molecule: messenger RNA, 1926 nt
Organism: Limanda limanda (common dab)
Lineage: Eukaryota; Metazoa; Chordata; Actinopteri; Pleuronectiformes; Pleuronectidae
Product: T-box transcription factor TBX2b-like
Exons: 7
Coding region: 7-1926 (639 amino acids)
Biological process (GO): regulation of transcription by RNA polymerase II; positive regulation of DNA-templated transcription; cell fate specification
Cellular component (GO): nucleus
Molecular function (GO): RNA polymerase II cis-regulatory region sequence-specific DNA binding; DNA-binding transcription factor activity, RNA polymerase II-specific
Source: RefSeq, a predicted model, not a curated record
GCUGCAAUGGCGUACCAUCCUUUCCCAGCUCGUCGACCCGGUGCCUUGCCCCUGUCAGCCUUCCUGUCCGCCGCCCAGCCCUCCUUCUUCACCGCGCUGGCUUUCCCGGACGCGUCCUCUCUCACGGAGCCCGUCCCGGAGCAGGCUGCCUCCGAGGCGGGGCUGCGCGCGGCUCUGCGCCGCCAGCAUCCGAGCCUCCACCCGCGGUCCACCACGAGCCUGCAGCCAGAGGCGGCGGCGCUGGAGGAUGACCCGAGCGUCACUCUGGAUUCCAAGUGUCUGUGGAAUGAGUUUCACGAAAUGGGAACAGAGAUGGUCAUCACGAAGUCUGGAAGGAGGAUGUUCCCGCCUUUCAAAGUGAGGGUGCAGGGGCUCGAUGAAGCAGCCAAGUACAUCCUGUUGAUGGACCUCGUCGCCGUCGACGACUGCCGCUAUAAGUUCCACAACUCUCGCUGGACGGUGGCCGGGAAGGCCGACCCGGAGAUGCCAAAGCGCAUGUACAUCCACCCAGACAGCCCGUCCAAAGGGGAGCAGUGGAUGAGCAAGCCUGUCGCUUUCCAUAAACUCAAACUCACCAAUAAUAUAUCGGAUAAGCACGGAUUUACAAUUUUGAACUCGAUGCAUAAAUAUCAGCUCAGGUUUCACAUCGUCAGGGCCAACGACAUAAUGAAGCUUCCCUACAGCACCUUCCGGACUUAUGCAUUCCCUGAGACGGAGUUCAUCGCUGUCACUGCCUAUCAGAAUGAAAAGAUAACGCAGCUGAAAAUCGACCAUAACCCCUUUGCCAAAGGGUUCCGGGCCACCGGGAAUGGGAAGCGAGAAAAGAGAAAUAAUCAGCUGAACGUGUCUUUGAUGCACGAGAGCCGAAGCAAAGCGCACCGAGACAGUGCAGAGUCCGAGGACUCGUGUGAGCUGCCCUGUAGCAGUGAUCCCUUCUGUUCCCCUCUGGAGCUGGUGAGCAGCCCCCUGAUGUCCACCCCAACCUGCUUUGAUGAGAACAACACUGGUGGUGAUUCAGAUAUUGAGCUCCAGCACGAGGACACUGCAGAAGCCAGCUGCUCCCGGGAUGAACCUACUCCUACUCUGAGUCAGAGAGGCGAGGAGCUACUGCGGAACAGGUCGGCUCUCAGCAAGAGUAACGACAAUCAGGACGCAACAAAAGAAAGAGCAGCGUUUACACCCUCAGAUGAGAUGUACUGCGGGGAGAUGGACUCUUCAAAGAAUCACCUGAGUGAUACCGAAGACGGGGUCGUGCCUGUGAGUCCGUCGUCAUCCCUCAGCGACGGACACCUUCAGACUUUGGAUUUUGCAGGUGCACACGGCCAACAGUUUCUUAAGCUUGGGGCACCCUUGUUGUUUCAUCCGGGACAGUUGUCAGGGAAACCGGAGAGUUUCCCCACUGCGGGAAUGGGACAUCUUUUUUCCUCUUUGUCUGGACUAAAUGAACUAGAAAACGGAGGCCUGCCUCCUCAGAGCAUCACCUCUACAUCUCCCUUCAUGUACCACCUGUCACAGCACAUGCUGGCAUCUCAGGGACUCUCACUGUCACCGUUUGGAGGAUUGCUGUCGUACCCGUACCACUACAUGGCAGCCCCGGCAGUGAUCAACCCGGCUCUGCCCAAUUCUGCCAGAAACCACUGUUUCCGCAGCUCCCGGUCGCCUUGGUUGCGUUUCAGCCCCUAUCACAUCCCGACAUCUGCCACUUCAAGCCAAAGCCUGUUCACGGACAGAUCAUCUGGGGGCUCGAACUCAUUGUCGGAGCUGUCCAAGUCAAACAGCAGACAGUCAGGUCAACUGUGCAGCAAUCACAGCCACAAACCCACGGCUAAGCAGAGGACUCCUGCACAUAAAACCCCUGUUAAGGGUUCAAUGGAUGAACUGCAGAACGUAUAUAAUCUGGUUAUUGAUAAACCACAUACUCCCUAA